AUGGCCACCCUCGACAGCCUCCCAGUGGACGCCGCCGAGUUCCGUUCGCACACACUCGCCUCCCAAGUCGAAGCCACACCCACGGUCAAGAACGACGCCCGGAUCCAAUUCCAAGGCGGCGCUGGUCAGCAGGGUAUGUACGCAUCUCGAACGUCUGACACAGCGAGCGGACGCAUACGACGAAUAGCGCGGGUCGUCCAUUCAUGUACUUCCCGGUCUGGUCCAUCGAAUACUAUCCGCUCAUCGACCCAUCAAUCCCUCUAG
Messenger RNA from Puccinia triticina, 264 nucleotides. RefSeq lists its product as uncharacterized. The coding region runs from base 1 to 264 and encodes 87 amino acids. The transcript has a single exon. The record is from RefSeq and is a predicted model, not a curated record. NCBI's taxonomy places the organism in Eukaryota, Fungi, Basidiomycota, Pucciniomycetes, Pucciniales, Pucciniaceae.